Meloidogyne enterolobii is the source of this 288-nucleotide messenger RNA. The record is from the annotation of a GenBank genome assembly. Lineage: Eukaryota; Metazoa; Nematoda; Chromadorea; Rhabditida; Meloidogynidae.
GCAACCAUCAUUUGUGGGAAAUUUAUGUUUCCUUCUAAUUUAACACAAUAUCAUGAAUUCUUGAUUAAUGUAGGCAAUGAUGUCGGCAGAACUUCCCAGUUUAUGGCCAAUUACAUCCCUACAAAAUUGAACAUGUCUGGACCAAUUGAAAAGCUAAUAGUUUCCGAUACGAUAAAUAGAUUCAAUGGAAGCGGAGAUAUUUCGCAUCUUCAAUAUAAUAAUCUGCUUAAUUUAAUAUACGAAAAUUUAAAACAUAUUGGGGAUAAAAAGUUUAUAUUUUUAAAUUAA